AUGCUCUCUCGUCUACGAAACACCGUGAUUGAAGAUUGCGAGAAUCUCGACGGAGCACCUCUCAGUGUAAUAGCAGCUGCCUUUGACAAAUGGGUCGAAGAAAACGGUGAUCCAGAGCCAAUUUCGUCACGAUACCAAAUAGCACUCAUUGUCGACGAAGAAUCACUCGAGAAAUUCCGGCAACUACCAGCACCAUUUACACCUGGUCUCUUCGGCAGAGACAUGGUAGGAGUCUGUUGCAAGGCCUAUUCACAAACAUUCAUAGAUUCAGGCCUCGAUAUUCAGUGGUUCCGCGCAGCACCAGCCUUGAUCCCUUCGCUAUAUUUUUCCGCGCAAGAUAGAGAUCUAGACCUACUCAUGUGUGAAAUGAUGACACAUGUCAAUACGGAUCCUAUUGAACUAGAGAUGUUUUGA
Messenger RNA from [Torrubiella] hemipterigena, 414 nucleotides. Lineage: Eukaryota; Fungi; Ascomycota; Sordariomycetes; Hypocreales; Clavicipitaceae. The record is from the annotation of a GenBank genome assembly.